AUGAGCAUCCAGUCCCCACCCAUGCUGCUGGAGCUGGCAGGGUGCAGCCUGCUGAGUGACAAGUCCAGGGCUGUCCUGGAUCUGGAGGACCUGCCCAUAGAGCUCUUCCCACCACUCUUUGUGGAGGCCUUCAGCAGGGGACACACUGAGGUCCUGAAGAAAAUGGUGCAGGCCUGGCCCUUCACCCACCUGCCCUUGGGGGCCCUGAUGAGGAAGCCACAGGUGGAGAUGAUCCGAGUGGCCCUGGAUGGGCUGGACAUGCUGCUUGCCCAGCAGCAUUGCCCAAGGAGGUGGAAACUGCAGGUGCUGGAUUUGUGGAAUGUUCCCCAGAACUUCUGGAGGAUGUGGUCUGGAGCCAUGUUUGAUAGAAGGGACAGGCUGUACCUGUGUUGCAAUAAGCUGAAGAUCUUUGGGAAACCCACCAGCUACACCAGGAAGGUCCUGAGACUGCUGCAGCUGGUCUCUGUCCAGAGGGUGGAAGUGCACUGCACCUGGGCACCCUCCACCUUGGCUGCUUGUGCUCCUUUCAUGGGCCAUAUGAGGAACCUGAGGAAGCUGCUUAUCUCCCAGGUCCUCGUACCUGCCCACACCUCCCCAGAGGAGCAGGAGUGGCUGCUUGCCCAGCUCACCUCGAAGUUCCUCAGGAUGAACUUCCUCCAGAAGUUCUGUGUAGAUGCUGUCCUUCUCCUCGAGGGCCACCUGGAGCAGGUGCUGAGGCACCUGAAGAUGCCCCUGAAGGCCCUCGCAAUAACCAACUGCCGGCUGUCGGAUUCAGACUGGAAUUAUCUUUCCCGAUGCCCAAACACCAGCCAGCUCAGACACCUGGAUCUAAAGGGCAUCAAACUGGCCAAUUUUAGUCUGGAGCCCCUCAAAAUUCUUCUGGAGACUGUUGCAGCCACCCUGAAGAGCCUGGACUUGGAAGCCUGUGAGAUCACGGACUCCCAGCUCCAAGCCAUCCUGCCUGCCCUGAGCUGUUGCUCCCAGCUCAGGGCCUUGUGCUUUUUCCGGAAUCACAUCUCCAUGUCAGUCCUCAGGGACCUGCUGUGCCACACUGCCAGACUAAACCAGUUAAGCCUAGAGCUAUACCCUGCCCCUCUGGAGAGAUAUGAUGCCCAGGGUGCCAUCCACCCCAGAAGAUGUUCCCAGCUCUGUGCUGAGCUCACAGCAAUACUGAAGGACUUUAGGCAGCCAAAG
Molecule: messenger RNA, 1194 nt
Organism: Marmota flaviventris (yellow-bellied marmot)
Lineage: Eukaryota; Metazoa; Chordata; Mammalia; Rodentia; Sciuridae
Source: RefSeq, a predicted model, not a curated record